AUGAACUGGAAUCCCAGUAAAAAUCCUUUAACUUUCACCUAUUUCGAGAACAGACUUGGACCUUUCCCAGGAGUCAUUGACAUCUUUGGCCUAGGAGGGGGCCUGCUGGAAUACAGAGCCAGCCUUCUGGCUGGUCAUGGUUUUGCCACCUUGGCUGUAGCUUAUGAAUAUGAAGAUCUCCCCAAGACAUCUGACAACAUAUUCCUGGACUACUUUGAAGAAGCCCUGAACUACAUGCUUCAACACCCCCAGGUAAAGGGCCCAGGCAUCGGGCUUCUGGGCAUUUCUCUCGGGGCUGAUAUUUGUCUCUCGAUGGCCUCAUUCCUGAAGAACAUUGCAGCCACGGUUUCUAUCAAUGGAUCUGCGUUCAGUGGAAACAGAGUCAUCUAUUAUAAUGAGACAAAAAUCCCAUCAUUGGGCUAUGACCCAAGAAGAAUCAAGGUAGUUUUCUCAGGCCUCCUGGACAUUGUGGAUACUCGGAUUGAUAUUGUAGGCGGGUGUGAGCACCCCAGCAUGAUUCCUAUAGAGAAGGCCCAGGGGCCAAUCCUCUUCAUUGUUGGACAAGAUGACCAUAACUGGAGAAGUGAAUUCUAUGCCCAACUGGCUGCUGAACGGUUACAGACCCACGGGAAGAAAAUGCCCCUGAUAAUCUCCUACCCUGGGGCUGGACAUUGCUUAGAGCCACCUUACUUCCCCAUGUGUCCCGCUUCUGUGCACAGAGCCCUGGACAAGAUUGUGAUCUGGGGUGGGGAGCCCAGAGCUCAUUCUAAGGCCCAGGUAGAUGCUUGGAAGCAAAUUCUAAGCUUUUUCUACAAACAUCUUUGCAUGCCCCCCAAAUUGUAACACACUGCUCUGCUGUUGACAUGAGAGAUUCAAGGAUAGAUUGUGGUGUUUAAUAAUCUGUGUGAAUCAGUUCUCCCCUGGAUAACAUUAGAUUUGUGUUAUUGGCAUCAAUUAUGUUUAAAAAUUAAUCAUGUAAUUGUAAUUUUUUAAAAAGAAAUGGAAUUAUUGCUUAUUUUAAUUUAUUCUUCACACUUAAAUUUUCCCCCAAAAC
This is a messenger RNA of Echinops telfairi (small Madagascar hedgehog), 1054 nucleotides long. RefSeq names its product peroxisomal succinyl-coenzyme A thioesterase-like. Gene Ontology annotation, biological process: acyl-CoA metabolic process; fatty acid metabolic process. The record is from RefSeq and is a predicted model, not a curated record. NCBI's taxonomy places the organism in Eukaryota, Metazoa, Chordata, Mammalia, Afrosoricida, Tenrecidae. Gene Ontology annotation, molecular function: fatty acyl-CoA hydrolase activity. Gene Ontology annotation, cellular component: peroxisome.